Penicillium bovifimosum is the source of this 588-nucleotide messenger RNA. RefSeq lists its product as uncharacterized. Bases 1 to 588 code for a protein of 195 amino acids. Lineage: Eukaryota; Fungi; Ascomycota; Eurotiomycetes; Eurotiales; Aspergillaceae. The transcript has 3 exons. The record is from RefSeq and is a predicted model, not a curated record.
AUGUCCGCCGUGGAUGGCCAGCCAGCUCACGCACCGGAGCUCUUGAGCAUCCGGCACUCCAACACCGACACCGGAGGCUGUCGCAACGUUUUCAUCGAGGACGGGCUCGUGACUUUUGUCACACGGUAUCACAAGGGCUUCAACGCGUCCAACGAUACCAAAGUGAUUCACCGCUAUCUACCACGCGAGAUUGGUGAGCUCAUCGCGAAGAUGCCCAUGGUCCACACUUUCUUCGUCGUCCCCAACUACCUCGCCAGCAAUGUCGAUUGCCUCAGCAUUUUAGACUGCUGUUACUCGGGAGUGACCCGCGAGAUAACCGAAAGGGCUUCUCAGGUAGUUUCUGCAUGCGGCGCCGAGGAGACGACUCGGGGGCGGUCUGGCGGCGCGGCGUCAUUUUCACGACGUUUCUUCCGUGCCGCCUGGAGUCUGAAGGCGAACGAGAAGUCCUUUGCCACGGCUGAAGAUCUGGUCGCCGAGAUUAACCGUCAGAAUACCAGUGGGAGCCCGGUAGCCCGGCUCACCUACCAUGGAGGGAAGCAGCCAAUCGCAAUCCCUUUUAAGGGAACUUCCUCCGCGUCUGUCCAGUAA